AUGACAUCCUCAUCGGUUAAUAUUAAUUUCCGUAAAUUAGCCGAGAAUUUUUCAAAAGAAAAACAGGCUGAAACCGUCUAUUGGCAACGAAAUUCUGCAAAAUUUCGUGCAAUUGAACAACGUUGCGCGUCUUAUGAUGAAUUUCGACAAAUCGUAGCCGCGUCGCAUUUGAAACCGUUAGAUAAGAAUGAAACAUUAACAUUUGAACAUUAUAAACAAGUCAGUUGGAAUCAACAAGCAGCGAGACAAGAUUCAGCAUCGGCUACCACCCUACCUGCAAUAACUACAGCAACGUCUCCUAUUCAAUCCAAAACUUUUGUCCAUUUACCAAAAUACCUACCUGAAUUUAUUCUACAAUGGCGUCGUUGUCAAACUAGUGCGAUGAAAUUUGAAUAUUUGAAACAAUAUGAUUUGUCAACAUUAGAAAAAAUAUUUCAGACGGAUUUUACAACAGAACUGCUAAAUGAUUUGACACAGAUAUAUGAGAGUAAUUCAUAUGACAAUGCUCAAAUUAUUGUUCAAUUGUUAGCGAUUAUUGUUAAUGCCAAACGUUUUCAAUUAACUAAAGGAUUUUUUACCGAAAUUGAAAAGCAUAAUCUCGAUAAACUUUUUUCACAUUUAAUGACAUUCAUUACACUAAGACCAACAGUUCUAAUUUUAAGUAUAUUGUAUCUAAAAUGA
This is a messenger RNA of Didymodactylos carnosus, 681 nucleotides long. The record is from the annotation of a GenBank genome assembly. NCBI's taxonomy places the organism in Eukaryota, Metazoa, Rotifera, Eurotatoria, Philodinida, Philodinidae.